CCCUAGAAAUGACUUCAGACCUCAUCCCUCGUCAGCAUGAAAUUCAACAACGCUUUCACCGCGCUUGCAUCUCUUGCAAUGGCUGCUCCAGUCUGUUUCCAGGGAAUGGGUAAUGCCAAUGGAAACGCCAAGAACAGUCUCUCCUACAAGGGAACAAUUACUGUAACCAACCUGGCUCCAGACCUUGAAACGUGUAACACACCGGUGUGGAUUGGAAUCCACGGACCUUUGAUCUUUACGACCGUGGUGAACCAGCUUAAGACGGCAGACGGCAAUGCAGGACCAUUGAAUUCUGCCUUUGAUGCCGCUGACGGAGCCGUCGAUCGAGCAGUGAUGAAGAAUUUCCCGCCAACACGGCCCCUCGGCCGGAUGGCUGCUGGCACUGGCUGGAAUUGCGGAGAAAUGUGUUGUGACAUCCCACCCUGGUAA
Seminavis robusta is the source of this 429-nucleotide messenger RNA. The record is from the annotation of a GenBank genome assembly. NCBI's taxonomy places the organism in Eukaryota, Bacillariophyta, Bacillariophyceae, Naviculales, Naviculaceae.